This is a messenger RNA of Hemibagrus wyckioides, 973 nucleotides long. RefSeq names its product peroxiredoxin 6 (gene prdx6). Gene Ontology annotation, cellular component: mitochondrion; cytosol. NCBI's taxonomy places the organism in Eukaryota, Metazoa, Chordata, Actinopteri, Siluriformes, Bagridae. The transcript is spliced from 5 exons. Bases 80 to 751 code for a protein of 223 amino acids. Gene Ontology annotation, molecular function: peroxiredoxin activity. Gene Ontology annotation, biological process: cellular oxidant detoxification; cell redox homeostasis. The record is from RefSeq and is a predicted model, not a curated record.
AAAGCGGAAGUAGAAAGCUUUAAUUCUCGGAGACAGCGUGCUUUUUUUCUGCAGAGAGAUACGGGGUGAGAGUGUCAUCAUGCCUGGGGUCUUGCUAGGAGACGUCUUUCCUAACUUUGAAGCGGACACGACUAUCGGCAAGAUCAAAUUUCACGAUUUUUUGGGCGACUCAUGGGGAAUCCUGUUCUCUCACCCACGUGACUUCACCCCUGUGUGCACAACCGAGCUGGCCUGUGCUGCUAGGCUCAGCGACGAGUUUAAUAAGCGCGGUGUGAAGAUGAUUGCCCUGUCUAUAGACAGCGUGGCGGACCACAGUGCAUGGAGCAAGGAUGUGGUGGCACUUCACUCAGAAACAGCAGCCAAUCCUCUGCCAUUCCCCAUUAUUGCCGAUGACAAGCGGGAACUCUCAGUUCUCCUGGGAAUGCUGGACCCUGAUGAGAGGGACAAAGAUGGCAUGCCUCUAACUGCCCGCUGUGUGUUUGUUGUUGGGCCUGAUAAGAGGCUGAAGCUGUCCAUCCUUUAUCCUGCCACCACAGGGCGCAAUUUCACCGAAAUCCUUCGAGUCAUCGACUCUCUGCAGCUGACGGCGAACAAAAAGGUGGCUACACCCGUGGACUGGAAGCCUGGAGAGGAAGUGAUGGUCAUCCCCUCUCUCUCAGACGAAGAGGCCAAGAAGCUUUUCCCUGCUGGAUUCACCACCAAGGAAUUGCCUUCUGGGAAAAAAUACCUGCGCUAUACCCCACAGCCAUAAACAAACCGCCAAGAUCUGAGAAAUGAAUAAAUAAAGCACUUAUUUUCAAAUGAACUUUGUUAAUUUAGUCAGCUCAACAUUUUAGAGCCUGUAUCUGUCUGACACUAAUCAAGUGGGGUGAAGGAAGGCAUUAAUCAGCAGACAUUACAUUCAGUUAAAGUGCAGAAUGUACCUUACUAAAAUAUAGUGCCUUACAUAUAAUAAAGAAAUCUUUUGCCAAAA